Messenger RNA from Jaculus jaculus (lesser Egyptian jerboa), 963 nucleotides. It is a transcript of the gene Cd3e, whose product is annotated as CD3e molecule. Gene Ontology annotation, biological process: cell surface receptor signaling pathway; positive thymic T cell selection. NCBI's taxonomy places the organism in Eukaryota, Metazoa, Chordata, Mammalia, Rodentia, Dipodidae. The record is from RefSeq and is a predicted model, not a curated record. Gene Ontology annotation, molecular function: transmembrane signaling receptor activity. Bases 1 to 723 code for a protein of 240 amino acids. The transcript is spliced from 8 exons. Gene Ontology annotation, cellular component: alpha-beta T cell receptor complex; external side of plasma membrane; membrane.
AUGGUAGGUGAGCCCCGCUUUCGCAUCCGAACACUGGAAACAGCGGCCCCCGGUACUUCAUUCUGGUGUUUUCUAAAGGUCUUCGGCUUUCUUCUCAGGAGUAACCAGCCGCCUGCUUCGGGGAGCGGAGUCUGGGGAAGGAUGCGGAGGAGCGCGCUCUGGACGGUUCUGGGCCUGCUGGCAGCUGGCAGCUGGGGGCAGAAUGAUCCUGAAAUCCCUGGUGAAAGAACACAGAAACAGUACAAAGUCUCCAUCUCAGGAACCAGGGUAGUACUCACAUGCCCUCUUGAAUCUGGCACAAUAAAUUGGGAAAAAAAUGACGUAGAAAUGCGUGAUGCUAACGACGAAUACCUGGUUCUGGAGGACUUUUCAGAAGUGCAGGACAGUGGCUAUUAUGCCUGUUACUCAGAUGCCAAGCAGAAGAACCAGUAUCUCUACCUGAAAGCUCGAGUGUGUGAGAACUGUGUGGAGGUGGACCUGACAGCCUUGGCUAUCAUCAUCAUCGUGGAUAUCUGUGUCACUCUGGGCUUGCUGAUGAUAGUUUAUUACUGGAGCAAGAACAGGAAAGCCAAGGCCAAGCCAGUGACUCGGGGACCUGGUGCUGGCGGCAGGCCCAGGGGCCAAAACAAGGAGAGGCCACCACCUGUUCCCAACCCAGACUAUGAGCCCAUCCGCAAAGGUCAGCGGGAUCUGUAUUCUGGCCUGAACCAGAGAGCAAUCUGACAGCUCCAUGGAACACUGCCUUCCACUGGCCUACGUCCGGACCUCUGGAUAGCCUGCUAUUCCUCAUUCCCUGGACAAACUGUGGACCCCCAUACAACAGCUGCUCUGUGGCCUUGUGGUGAACACCUACCCUAUAACCUUGCCCCCAGCUCCGCCCUUCUUGCCGCCUUUGCUGGUGCCCAAUUCCAAGACAUCAGUGCCUCAGUAUCCUUUGAAACAUCACAGGUAGUCAGGCCCUCA